AGACCUCCCCAUUUCAGAGGGCCCUUCCCUCCUCACCAGCAGCCACCUCCUUUCAACCAGCCCCCACCACCGCACAGUUUCGGACGCUUCCCACCACGCUUUAUGCAGGACGAUUUCCCUCCCAGGCACCACUACGACAGGCCGCCAUACACCCCACACCGCUUUGACUAUGCUCAGGGAGAUUUUCCCGGAGACAUGCCAGGUCCUCCUCCCCACCACCAUCCCAAUCAGAGGCUCCCUCACCCAGGUAUGGGUGCAGACCAUCCUCCUUGGGGUGGAGGUCAGCACCCGGAUUUUGGCCCACCCCCACAUGGCUUCAAUGGCCAUUCGCCCCACAUGCGUCAUCGACAGCAUCCUGUGCAGGAUGAUCCCAGUCUGGUGCCCAAUGUACCCUACUUUGACCUGCCAGCUGGUCUCAUGGCUCCGCUGGUCAAACUUGAGGACUGUGAUUAUAAACCUCUGGACCCUAAAGACAUCCGGCUGCCCCCUCCCAUGCCACCCAGUGAUCGCCUUCUAGCUGCUGUGGAAGCUUUCUACAGCCCUCCAUCCCAUGACCGGCCCAGGAACAGGUACACACACCUUGACAAUGUCUGUAAAAACAAAUCCACUUUGAAUCCACUGUUACACCUGCAAACGUAAUAACGGCCCACAAACGUAAUAAACCACAAACGUAAUACAAAUCUGCAGCUUUGAAUGUAAUAAUCCUGCAAAUGUAAUAAAUUUCCCACAAACGUAAUAGCAUCUGCCUACUACAAACAUAACACACAAUUUUCCGCAAAUGUAAUAACUAUUACAUUUGCAGGAAAUUAUUACA
Molecule: messenger RNA, 814 nt
Organism: Epinephelus moara (kelp grouper)
Lineage: Eukaryota; Metazoa; Chordata; Actinopteri; Perciformes; Serranidae
Product: calcium homeostasis endoplasmic reticulum protein-like
Exons: 3
Biological process (GO): intracellular calcium ion homeostasis
Cellular component (GO): perinuclear region of cytoplasm
Source: RefSeq, a predicted model, not a curated record